Molecule: messenger RNA, 1595 nt
Organism: Boeremia exigua
Lineage: Eukaryota; Fungi; Ascomycota; Dothideomycetes; Pleosporales; Didymellaceae
Exons: 2
Coding region: 1-1536 (511 amino acids)
Source: RefSeq, a predicted model, not a curated record
AUGACGGCUCCACAAUCUAUGUCGGCCCCUCCUGGCUACGGUUUGCACGAUCAGGGACCAACGAGGCGGAGAUGGUGGUGGAGAAAACGAGUCUGGGGUUCAACACUCGUUCUGAUCCUCCUGGCUAUCAUAGGCAUAGUCGUUGGCGCUGUUUAUGGAGUGAGAAACUCGAGGUCUGGUCCAAGAAAUGCUCAGAGUGAUCGCGACAGGCUGUACGCCGCUCAAGGUGAAACAUCAUCGGCCCAAGCUAGCCACGCGACCCAUGAAGCAACUGCAGUAUCUCAAACGGUCACUCAACAUUCCGACACCCUCGUGAUAUCCUCCACCCUCCUGAUCGCCUCUACAUCUACAACUGAAGGUAUCACUAGCACGACCUCAAGUUCAUCCUCUACUACGGAAUCGUCAUCACUUUCUCUGCCUCUUUUGCGAGGGCCAGGUUUUGUUCCAAAAGAUCUCAGUGCUGCUAUAGGAGGACCGGCACCAAUUUACUGGGAUUUGCGCGCCGAAGGUCGGCUGUUUCGAAAGGAAGGUGACGGGUCCUGGGAAGCAUAUCCUGAUCACCAGUUCCUUGUGGCACCUGUUGCUGUCAGAACAAGCAGUGAUACACAAACAGCAGUCUCAGUCAACGCUGUGAACGGAAAGAUACUCUAUUCGCACUUCCGUGACGGGUCAUGGGGCAAUUGGCAAGAGCUGGAGUUCGCCGCACAGUUCAGUCGCCGUCCAGCUGUCAUUUCGAGAUCGCAGGGCAGAGUCGAUGUCUUCAGUGCUGACAACAAUGCAUACCUCUGGGUUGUCUCCUACGACGGCUCAUCUUGGAGUGAGUGGACCGAGCUCGGCGAUGCUACCAACGGUGACGUUGCGGCAACAAGCUGGGGCGAGGACAGGAUGGACGUAUUCGUUAAGUAUGGAGACAUCAUCAACGCUCCUGUGCGGCACAAGUACUGGUCUGCUGAGGCGGGCUGGGCGGGGGAAUGGGAAGAUCUGGGCAACCCGUUUACGAGGGGCUGGGACUCCUCUCCAAGACAGACUGAGGUUGGUCGUUACUCGUCUCCAUUGGCAACGUCAUGGUGCGACACAACUGGAGAGUGCAAGAUUGAUCUUGUUCUGAAUGCGGGUACUACAAGCCAUAGACUUUUUCAGAAUGGCGCGUGGGACGACUGGUACAGUGGUACAUUGGGUGCCAGCCAUGAGGGUGCUGAGUUUCCGGAUACUCAAAGCAUCGUUAGAGGCGAUGGGCUCGACGGACGACCUUUUGCGCAUCUAAUCUCCCGCGGCACUGAUACUUGUAUCCACCACAUCGCACACAACGGCACCGAAUGGACGCCUUGGACAUACUUGUGGUGUGAGGAUCGGGACGGUUCGGACUACCCGAACGAAUUCUUACCUACGUUUUUGACAAGCAUGGAUGGCGCGAACAUUGAGGUGUUUGCACGGGACUUGAAGGGGAAUCUGCACAAAUAUGGAUUCUAUGGUACGCCUGCUACGUGGGUGUACCGUGAAGGCAAUGACAAGUGGGAAGAUCUGGGGCAACCUUAGAGAUAUCACGCUAGAGCAGCCGAGAAGCACCUGGCACACUCGCCUCCCAAGUUCAAGCG